AUGGAUGAAUAUAUCGAAUCACUGGAACGCCCGUGUCUAACGCAAGAUGAAAACUUGCGCAUGGAUGCCACACACUUGAAUACUUAUACACGAGUUAUAGACACGCUACUACGUUUUAUCAGUGAAGCGCCAACGGUUGCAUCAAGAGCCCCCAGGGCAAUAAGGCGAUUGUUUCGACAUCGUUUGGCGGUGGAGAAUUUGUGUCGGCUAGACUUACACACUCGAGUAGUACAUGUGCUUUUGACAAGGAUAUGCUCCACAAGAAAAUCGCCUGAUAACUGGAUGCGGGUGUUGCUUUGUUUUCAUCCAAUUAGGCGCCUUCUGGAUAAAAUUCGUGAUACUCUAAUGGAUCCCAGGUGUGAUGAAACUUGGCACAUUUCCACAUAUAAAAAUGGACCAUCGAUACUUCGGCAGAUUCUGGUCGCAUUUGGCUCUUUGGUCUCUAAUGAGAUUCUGGCACGCCUAUCGAAGAAGUUUAAGUUGAAGCGGCAGCAAUGUUUAACCAAUGAUUCAUGUGUUUUGUGGGAGGCACGCAAAGCGUUACGUUCUGAUUCGCGCAAACUAAUCAAAUUCACGUGCGGCGACCAGGAGGAAUAUGUCCCGCAACAGAGUCUCUGUCAAGGAAGUGAAUAUUUCCGGGGCAUGUUUCGGAACGCAUUUUCGGAGCGAACUCGUAACACAUUUGAAUUCAACGAGGAGAAGGAACAGUGUAGUUUCGAAGUGUUCUGUCGUUUUUUGCAUUUCAUUUGUGGAUGUGGUCGAGACUGCUUCAUCGUCCAAGAGACUGAUGUACCAGCUCUGCUCAAGGUGACCUUUGCUUCUUUCAUGUUAUACUGUGCAUCCAUGUUUGCAGCACCAGUUCAGUCAGGAUGGUUUUAA
Molecule: messenger RNA, 879 nt
Organism: Gongylonema pulchrum
Lineage: Eukaryota; Metazoa; Nematoda; Chromadorea; Rhabditida; Gongylonematidae
Source: the annotation of a GenBank genome assembly